AGUCCUCCUCUCUCUUCCCGUCCGAUCAUUUUUUCUUUUCCACCGAGGGGCGUAGCGUGGAGCUUCCCCUCUUCCCCCUUCUUCCCCAACCCUAACCCUAGCCCUAAUUCGUGCCCUUAAUUCUCGCCGCGGAGGAGAUGGUGUUCUACAUGCUCUACUUCACGGCGGAGCUCGAGAACCUCACCGAUCUCCAACCUCGCGGAGGCUGCGACGACCCCAGCUUCACCUACAACUUCAAGGUCAAAUGCGAGAACUGCGGCGAGGUUAGCCAGAAGGCGACGUGGGUGACGCUCUCCGAAUCGGUCCCUCUCCCCACUGGUAGGGGGACCGCGAAUCUCGUUCAAAAGUGCAAAUUAUGUGGAAGGGACGGAACAAUUCAGAUGGUUCCUGGGCAUGGGCAGCCAUUGACUCUUGGGCAAAGUCAGUCAGGAGCAACUGCUGGUUUGAUGGUUUUUGACUGCAGGGGUUUUGAACCUGUUGAGUUUUCUUUUGAUGAUGGAUGGAAAGCUGAAUCCACGAGCGGCACUUGGUAUGACAUCGAUUUAUCCGAAGGUGAAUUUGUUGAAUAUGACGAGAAGGGAGAGUGCCCAGUUGGUGUGACCAAUCUCCAGUCACUGUUCAAAGUGGUGAAGAAGCAAGAGCGGGGUGGUGGUAAGACAGUAUAUGCCUGAUUUCAGUACUUCUUCAGACACUUUGAAAUUCGGGUGAUGUAUACAACAGCAGCUAAGUUGAUGUAAAUUUAAGACCUUUUACUGUUUUUAUGGCUCUACUAAGUUCACCUUCCUAUAAACUGCUGAUGACACCCUGGUGACAUCGUUUCUUUGUUGAUGAGCUGUUAUGCUAAUGAUUUUUUCAUUCUGAGAUGGUCUUCACACUAUUACCAUCUUCUUGGCUCGAAAA
Messenger RNA from Ananas comosus (pineapple), 900 nucleotides. Its product is annotated as UPF0587 protein C1orf123 homolog. The transcript is spliced from 5 exons. Bases 138 to 671 code for a protein of 177 amino acids. The record is from RefSeq and is a predicted model, not a curated record. Gene Ontology annotation, molecular function: zinc ion binding. Lineage: Eukaryota; Viridiplantae; Streptophyta; Magnoliopsida; Poales; Bromeliaceae.